This is a messenger RNA of Clonostachys rhizophaga, 609 nucleotides long. NCBI's taxonomy places the organism in Eukaryota, Fungi, Ascomycota, Sordariomycetes, Hypocreales, Bionectriaceae. The record is from the annotation of a GenBank genome assembly.
AUGCGCAGCCAAGCUCUGAUCAGCACUGCCUUAAUAGGCCUCGCCGUUGCUCAUGGCGACGGCACACGAAACCCCGUGCCCAAAGUCCCCGAAAACGCCAAUUGGAUCACCAAACACAUGGCGGAGGAGCAUCACAUGGCUGGCUGGGACGACAGCGCAUUCUUCUCUCUCCACGACUACAACAGUGACGGGCGGUGGCAGGGCGACGAGAUUCUGCGCACAUACGGCCUGAUGGACGACUCCAACAAGCACGUGUCUGCCGAGCGCCGCAAACAGAUCCUAGACGACGUCGUGCGCCUCAUUGACACCGACGGCGACGGCCAAGUUACUCUGGCGGAGUGGCUCUCAUACACCAAGAGCGGCAAGACUCUGCCUGACAUGGGCACCGGUCCCGGGCACCACGGCGACGAUGAGUACGAGUACGAGAUCCAUCACUGGGAGAAGUACCAUAAUGAGGAUACGAAGAUGGAGGACCUCACGCAUCCCGAGGAUAUCGAGCACUUCAAGAAGCACGAUGAGAUUGAGGAUGAGCAGAGGAGGCUCGAGGCUCUGGACAAACUUUCCGUCGUCGAGUCCAACAUCCCCUCCAAAUUCCUGCGGCAACGGUGA